AUGUCACAUUUAAAGUUUAGAAAUGAAAGCUAUUCAAAACAGUCCCACAUGUUUCAGGAUAUAAAAGGUUUGUUUGGUCUCCAUGCAAGCAUUUGAUGUAACAUCAAUCAUGUUGUUCUACUUGUCAUGUGUUUUACUGCUACUCGGAGUUACACAAGGAGAGGCAAGUGAGGACUGUCCACCCGUGUCGUCUCUACAAUGCACGAGUGAUGCCAGAGCAUGUGACAGAAUGAGCCGGAAGCAAGCGUUUAUCACUCUGAAUAAUGGCGAGAGAUGUCCAGGCUGUAUGGUAUGCGUCCGUAACCGUGGUAAUCGUGGUAACCUUGGUAACCAUGGUAACCAUGACAGAUUUCCUUCCCUAAAUGAAGAGUGCCCGCGUAUAGCAUGUUACGCGAUGCAUAUUCCAGCUGACUGUGCCCCUGUAAGCUACACACAGAAAGUCAUCAUAGGGCUAAGAUUGUGUCCAGUCUGUAGUACGUUCCGCUGCACAAAUAUGUGAAAUUUCUUGUGUAAAACGAAGGAAAAUAAAUGAUAAUAAAAUGUG
Messenger RNA from Mercenaria mercenaria, 544 nucleotides. RefSeq lists its product as uncharacterized. Bases 83 to 499 code for a protein of 138 amino acids. The record is from RefSeq and is a predicted model, not a curated record. NCBI's taxonomy places the organism in Eukaryota, Metazoa, Mollusca, Bivalvia, Venerida, Veneridae. The transcript has 3 exons.